CGCGGGCACUACGGGCGGUGUUUGGCUAUGGCCCCGAACUCGAUGUCGUCAGCCGGCGAUCAAGCCAACAUGGUGGCAUUCCGCUCCACCUACGGGGACCUCAGCCGGUCGGCUUUGGCGUGGGCGAUUUUGUCCAGAGACAGCUUCCUGCUUACGAGGCCUGAGCCGAAUCAGCCAGGACUUUGGCCUCCGGUGCGACCCACUGUUCCGACCGACCGACGUCGAGUGCUGGGUGGUGGCCGAAGCCGGAGCCGCCAAGGCAGAUACUCGCCCUACCCGAUCCCUGAGGUCAAGCUCGAUCUCUUAAGAAGCGUGUUGCAGCAGCGUCUGGUUGCUCUCGCAGCCCGAAUUUCAGCGUAGACCGAAUGCCUCCCCUCAGUUAACUUGGAAACAAGACCUCCCUAAAAGCUC
Molecule: messenger RNA, 411 nt
Organism: Nannospalax galili (Upper Galilee mountains blind mole rat)
Lineage: Eukaryota; Metazoa; Chordata; Mammalia; Rodentia; Spalacidae
Gene: CUNH11orf71
Product: chromosome unknown C11orf71 homolog
Exons: 1
Coding region: 28-360 (110 amino acids)
Cellular component (GO): nucleus
Source: RefSeq, a predicted model, not a curated record